AACCCACAUCAGACUGGGGGUCCGGCUUUUUGAAUCUUGACCCAGCCUUACAUUUUGGGGAUUGCCGGAUUGGGACAAGUGUUGCGGAAGGGGACAGGUGGGUAACCUAUAAAAUGCCCAACCGUUCUCUCUCUCUCUUCACUUGCACUUCUCUGUCUUCUCUGUUUCAUGUUUGCAACAACAUUUUAAGUUCAGCAAUGUAUGAGAAUCUAGCAGCUCAGCCUGUGGUUCCAAGACCACCCUUGAUUCCCCGACCCAAUCCUUUUAUGAAUGCAUCAUAUGAAGCUGGUUCAGGACUCAUCCGAAGCGGACUUGGAGCAUAUGGAGAGAAAAUCUUGGGGUCGAGCUCUGAAUAUGUGCAAAGCAAUAUAAGCAGGUAUUUCUCCGAUCCCCAAUAUUAUUUCCAAGUGAAUGACCAGUAUGUGAGGAACAAAUUGAAGAUUAUUCUAUUUCCAUUCCUACACAGAGGACACUGGACGAGGAUUACUGAGCCUGUUGGUGGCAGGCUGUCGUAUAAACCACCCGUCUAUGACAUAAAUGCCCCGGACUUGUACAUUCCCUUGAUGGCAUUUGUUACUUAUGUUGUUCUUUGUGGUUUCUCAUUGGGUCUUGUUGGGAAGUUUAGCCCUGAAGCUUUAAGUUUGCAAUUCACAAAAGGAUUAUUAGGGUGGUUUCUGCAAGUUCUGGUACUCAAACUAUCAAUGUAUUCAUUGGGAGGUGGGGAAGCACCUUUGCUAGACCUUGUGGCAUAUGGUGGAUAUGCUUUUACAGGUAUGUGCCUAGCUGUACUAGGGAGGAUCAUGUGGAGCUAUGCAUACUAUUUCCUAAUGCCAUGGACAUGCUUUUCCAUGGGUGUCUUCUUGGUGAAGACAAUGAAGCGUGUUCUGUUUGCAGAGAUAAGGAGUUAUGAUUCAAGCAAGCAUCACUAUCAGUUGCUUUUCAUGGCUUUAGUGCAAGUCCCUUUUUUCAUCUGGCUUGGCAAUAUUGGGGCAUGAUUUUUAGUGUAUAUUUUAAUUUUGGAUCUAUUUUUAUGUUAGUUUUACAAAUAAUGAUACUAUUUUUUACUCAUGGCACUAUAGAAUUCUCUUUCACAGUUUUUA
Molecule: messenger RNA, 1100 nt
Organism: Macadamia integrifolia
Lineage: Eukaryota; Viridiplantae; Streptophyta; Magnoliopsida; Proteales; Proteaceae
Product: protein YIF1B-B-like
Exons: 5
Coding region: 114-995 (293 amino acids)
Biological process (GO): endoplasmic reticulum to Golgi vesicle-mediated transport
Cellular component (GO): Golgi membrane; COPII-coated ER to Golgi transport vesicle; endoplasmic reticulum membrane
Source: RefSeq, a predicted model, not a curated record